Messenger RNA from Arachis stenosperma, 666 nucleotides. Its product is annotated as thioredoxin reductase 2-like. The record is from RefSeq and is a predicted model, not a curated record. The coding region runs from base 1 to 666 and encodes 221 amino acids. The transcript has a single exon. NCBI's taxonomy places the organism in Eukaryota, Viridiplantae, Streptophyta, Magnoliopsida, Fabales, Fabaceae. Gene Ontology annotation, molecular function: oxidoreductase activity.
AUGGAGUUCUUCACCAAGGCAAAAGCCAUUAAGCUCCGCAGCCACCACGACCAGAGAAGGAAGCUCUGCAUCAUCGGAAGUGGCCCGACGGCGCACAACGCCGCAAUCUACGCCGCGCGAGCUGAGCUCCAGCCGGUUCUCUUCGAAGGAUGGAUGGCCAAUGGCGUCGCUCCCGGCGGCCAACUCACAACAACUACCAAUGUUGAGAACUUUCCCGAAUUUUCGGACGGUGUCUUUGGCUCUGAUCUCAUGGACCGCUGCCGCAGGCAGUCUCUCCGAUUCGGCACUGAGAUCAUCACUGAGACGGUUUCUAAGGUAGAUUUCUCAAAGCGUCCGUUUAGGAUUUUCACCGAUUCCAGAACCGUUUUAGCUGACGCCGUCAUUGUCGCCACUGGCGCCGUCGCGAGGCGUCUGUCCUUCAACGGCGCUGGCGAUGGUCCUGGCAGAUUCUGGAACUGCGGAAUAUCAGCGUGCGCGGUCUGUGAUAGAGCGGCGCCAAUGUUCCGGAACCGGUCGCUGGUGGUUAUUGGCGGUGGCGAUUCAGCCAUGGAGGAAGCUAAUUUCCUCACCAAAAUUGGUUUCAAAGUGUAUAUAAUCCAUAGAAGGGAUAAUUUUAGAGCUUCUAAGAUCAUGCAGGACAGGGUUUUGAAAAACCAUAAGGGAUGA